This is a messenger RNA of Diprion similis, 1249 nucleotides long. RefSeq names its product replication termination factor 2. Gene Ontology annotation, biological process: site-specific DNA replication termination at RTS1 barrier; mitotic DNA replication termination. Bases 146 to 1006 code for a protein of 286 amino acids. Lineage: Eukaryota; Metazoa; Arthropoda; Insecta; Hymenoptera; Diprionidae. The transcript is spliced from 3 exons. Gene Ontology annotation, cellular component: nucleus. The record is from RefSeq and is a predicted model, not a curated record.
GUUAGGUUAAGAUAGUUGUUUCUUUUCGUGAUUUUGUCAGUCGUCAUAAAAUAAUAGUUUCGAAUUAGGUGACGUUUCUUGCACUCCAACCGAAUCUUACUAUCGUUGAAGAGUUACAAAGAGGUUUUGAACAAAAAAAAAUACUAUGGGUUGCGAUGGUGGAACAAUUCCUCGUCGGGACGAGUUGGUGCGAGUUAAGAAGAAGCCAGAACAGAAAGACAAAGAAGCGGAGCUAGCGUUCAGAUGGAAACAUUGUGCCAUCCGGCAACUGCCUUUGCAGUCCCCUAUAGUUGCGUGUGGUCUCGGUCGUCUCUACAGCAAAGAGUCUGUCAUUGAAGGAUUACUGGAUCGUACUAUGCUUCCCGAUACUGCCAAACAUAUCAAAACUGUAAAAGAUAUCAAAGAUUUGAACUUGACUGAUAAUCCGGCAUAUGAGGGUCCCAAGGCUGAGAAGGGUGAUUGUUAUGUUGAUGGAGGAAGAAGCCCUUACAUUUGCCCAGUCAUUGGCCUUGAAAUGAACGGCAAAUACAAAUUCUGCUUCUUGUGGUCCUGCGGAUGUGUGAUGAGCGAACGUUCGCUCAGAGAAGUUAAAACUAAAGUGUGCCACAAAUGCCAGCAGCCUUUUGAUGAAACUGAUAUUGUUAUAAUGAAUGCGGAGGGUGAAGACUUGGAACAAAUGGAACAGCGUUCAGCAAUGAGAAAGGUUCAAAGAAAAGCUCAGAAAAAACGAGCACACAAUGUGGAAAAAACAGAAGGUGAGGGAAGUGUUGAAGCAGAAGAAGGAAAAGGUAAGAAGAAAAUUAAAAAGGAAGAAACUGAGGGACCGAGCAAGAUUAGUCACAAAAAUUCAGCUGAAGAUCCCGCUUAUAAAAAAUCCAAGGACAGCUACAGCGUUGCCAAGGAUCCAAAAGCAACUGAGGUUUUCAAGAGCCUCUUUACUUCGCACAAGUCAGCCAGCGAACAAACUAGAGCCCACUGGGUUACCUAUAAUCCAUUUUAUAACUAGGAUCUACUGUAAAAUUUUAUUUCCACUGUAAGACGUAUUAGCUAAAAAAAAGCAGCCGUGUUUAUUCGUGUAUCUUCAUCUGUGAUCUCAUGUCACAGAGUUGAAGUAGAAAAUGAUGUUGACAAACCUCAAGUUAUUCACUUUGAUCCAAAUUUAUAGGAAUAUUAAUUUGACACAAAACGACGUUUGUUGUUUAAAUCUCUUUAUUUUAUAUAUCUAAAUAAAAAAGUUUCGUUAGAUUUA